UCUCCUUACUCUACGGACGAUGACUUGGCCGACUCGCCUCCGAUGGAGCGACUUUACUCUCCGCUCUCUUCGUCGGCGGAGUCUAUAAGCUCCAUCAAAUCGAGUUCGUCGUCUCGGUCUUCGGCCGAACGCGAGAUUGAGCGACAGCAGCGUCGGCAGUUGCUCGAUGCCAGCCUGCUCAAGAUGCGCGCCUCCAAUAAUAUGCCUCUGCGGAAGCAUCUGCUCGUCUAUAACACCGUCAAGCAGCUCCAGCGCGAUCUGGAUUUGCUCGACGACGAGGAGCUGUACUGCAACCUAAUGGGCGAAGGCUGCGGCGAACGUAUGGAUGUGGACGAACGCCGUUGGCCAUCAUUUGGUGGCAUCGGCAAUGGUUCGCCCUGCAUGACGAUGACGUCUUCGUCCUUGCCGUCGUUGACGUCUUCAGAAGGUGAUGUUGUCGUGUCUUCGGCGGCGGCGACGGCGGCUGCGGUCACUUCUGCGACUGCGACGGUUGCACCUCCGCAGCAAGAGGAGCGCCGCGUAGCUGAGGAGGCCACUUCUCUUAUUUCUGAUGAUCUCGACAUGGACGUGUGUCAGCAGAUGCCCCAACAGCAGCAGGCACCGACCUGGUCAUGGACUACGACUGAUACUACCUCAACGUCGUCCACAGCAAACAGAUGCGGUGGUGACGCCAUGAUUAGUUCGGGCGGCUUCCAUCUGUUCGAAUCCAUCCAGGCGAGUACACUCUACCUCUUCUCUACUUUUGUUGUUUGGCUUUGCUUGCAUAAGUGA
Strongylus vulgaris is the source of this 771-nucleotide messenger RNA. Lineage: Eukaryota; Metazoa; Nematoda; Chromadorea; Rhabditida; Strongylidae. The record is from the annotation of a GenBank genome assembly.